AUGCUUAAACAAUUCGCUGCCCGCAAGCUUGCCGAGAAAGAGAUUCGCGCCGAUGACAUUGCCAGCACACUCGAACCUUACAAGGUCGUACGACAAGCAGCUGCCGAAUACAUUGAAGCAAACCCUAAUGACUUUACGCCAUUCCUGGAAGAGCCUCUGGAUUACUACAUCUACAAGAUCAAGAAUACUGGCGAGUGGGGUGGUCAACUCGAAUUAACGGCUCUGGCAAAGAAAUACAGCGUCGCUAUCAGCGUGCUGCAGGGUGAUGGCAGAGUCGAAGAGAUCAACCCGGAUGCCGAUGCUGAGGUCAAGCAAUUAUGGCUGGCCUACUACAGACAUGGCUUUGGUCUCGGUGAGCAUUACAACUCGUUGCGCAAAGCUGGUUGA
This is a messenger RNA of Aureobasidium musti, 387 nucleotides long. Lineage: Eukaryota; Fungi; Ascomycota; Dothideomycetes; Dothideales; Saccotheciaceae. The record is from the annotation of a GenBank genome assembly.